Molecule: messenger RNA, 146 nt
Organism: Dentiscutata heterogama
Lineage: Eukaryota; Fungi; Glomeromycota; Glomeromycetes; Diversisporales; Gigasporaceae
Source: the annotation of a GenBank genome assembly
CAUGGCCGAAUACUCAAAGAACGAAAUCGUAUAGAGAUUGGUUCGAAAAUACUGAGACUCAGUUAGUUGCUCUUCGUGAACAAAGUGUAAAAAACGAAGAAGAAAAAGAGAAAAAGAAGAGAAGGGAGCAAUAUUUCAUUGCUUAA